AUGGGAUCAUGGGACAUGAAGACCAUGUUCCAUUGUUGCUUAUUCAUAUUCUUCCUUGGAGGAUUAGCAACAUUACGAUUUUUCAGAAACAAUAAUCUAGAAGCAGUACUGAUCAUUAGCAAGGUUAAGGUUACUGAUCCUACGAGUACAACGACUAACAUAAAUACAAGUACACCAGCUUUUGAUGAUCCGAGAACACUGAACAUUGCACCUCCGUCUUCAACGGACAGCUGUGAUUUGUUCUCGGGAAGAUGGGUUCACGACAACAAAAGUCAUUACCCUUUGUAUAAAGAACAUGAGUGUCCUUAUCUUAAUGGUGAUCUAGCUUGCCUAACCUAUGGCAGAAAGGAUUCAAAGUAUCAACAAUGGAGGUGGCAACCCAAUGACUGCGACUUCCCUAGGUUUGAUGGUGAAGCAGUGGUAAAGAGACUGAGGGGUAAGAGGCUAUUGUUUGUGGGGGAUUCGAUAAACAGGAACCAAUGGGAUUCGAUGAUUUGCAUGCUCCAAUCAUCAAUUCCAGGGAAAAAGGAGGUUAACUCAAAAGGUCUCAAUGGUACCUUGUAUUCCUUCAGAGCCCAUGACUACAAUAUCUCAGUUGAUUACUACUGGGCUCCGAUGCUAGUAGAAUCAAACGGAGAUGAUCCAUUUGACCAUCGUGCUCACCUUCGAGUUAUUCGAAGCAAAGCUAUUGAGAAACAUGCAAAGCAUUGGGUUGAUGCUGAUGUAAUCAUAUUUAAUUCAUGUCUUUGGUGGAGAUUACCCACAGUGACUCUCUUGAAGAGUGCUGGAUCGUUAAUGGGUGCUCCUAAUCAAGUGGUUGAAGUUAUCGAUAGUCCUCGUGCCUACAAGAUGGCUCUCGAAACAUGGUCCAAAUGGGUUCAUGCCAACAUCAAUCCCUCAAAAACCAAGUUGUUCUACAUGGGUCAUACAGCAGCUCAUGCGUGGGCUACAGAUUGGGGAGGCAAGAAGCAUGAAACCUGUUAUGGAGAAACGGAGCCAUUGAUGGAUUACAGAUUUUGGGAAAUUGGAACAGAUCCCAAUAUACUGAGAAUAUUGGAAUCAUCGUUGAGCAAACUGAAAGCCAAGGGAGUGAAUGUGCAAAUGAUAAAUAUAACACAGCUAACACAAGCCAGAAGAGAUGCACAUCCUACUAUUUAUAGGAAACUAUGGCGUCCCUUCACCGAAGAUGAAAAGAAGAAACCACAUAGUAUUUCAGAUUGUGCACACUGGUGCCUUCCUGGAGUUCCUGAUAUUUGGAAUGAACUUUUAUUGGCUUACAUUUUUCCAACAACAGCAAUCGCUUACCAAUAA
Molecule: messenger RNA, 1311 nt
Organism: Lactuca sativa (garden lettuce)
Lineage: Eukaryota; Viridiplantae; Streptophyta; Magnoliopsida; Asterales; Asteraceae
Product: protein trichome birefringence-like 34
Cellular component (GO): Golgi apparatus
Molecular function (GO): O-acetyltransferase activity
Source: RefSeq, a predicted model, not a curated record